AAAAGAAGCCAUAGCAUUUAUAGGAUGCGUGGAUGAAAGAUUUGAAGGUUUUUCUUCGCAAAAGCUUCCAGAUUUGAAGGCAUGGCGACGUCAGAACGCUGGAGGCUGUUCCAGCAGUCCUGUGAGAAGGAGUUAGGCCGCCGUCUACCGGAGUUCAGCGGCCUGAACAGCAAUGAAGAACGGGCGAGAUUCUGCCUCCAGUUGAGCUGCUGGGAAGGUGACACGCUGACCCAGCUCAUAGAGAAACUACAGAGUCUCAGAGGGAAGGUGGGAAAGUCUACCGACAGGGCCAACCAACUCCGAGACAAGGGGAACACAGCCUACAAGGCACAGCAAUUCCAAGACGCAUUCACUCAUUAUACAGACAGUAUCUCCUAUAGCCCUGUCACACAUGGUAGUGAUGGUAAAAGGAGUGAAUGUUUAAGCCUUGCGCUUGCCAACAGAUCAGCGGUUUUGUUCCAUUUACAAGAAUACAAGCUGUGCUUACAGGAUAUCAUAGCAUCCAUAGAGGCUGGGUAUCCCGAAAACUUGCAGUAUAAGCUUCUACAUAGGAAAGUGUUAACCCUUUUUAAACUUGGAAGAAAUGAAGAAGCAAAGAAAGAAGUUAAGGCAGCUUUAGAGGCAAUAGAGAGAGCAGAUAUACCGGAGAAUAGGAAAGAAGGAAUGAGAAAGGAGCUUAAGUCAGCAGGAAGGAAUAUCUCAAAACAGGAAGGAAGUAAAGAAAAAGAAGGAGGUACAUCUACAGAAGAGGAGAAACUUCCGGAGCUGCAAUACGGAGAGAGUCACCAGGUGGCGCAUGCCUCAGUUGGAGUUGAAAUGAGACAAGACCCAGGCAAAGGCAGGUUGUUGGUCGCACAGCAGGAUUUUGAACCUGGGUCUGUCUUGAUUGUUGAGCAGCCGUAUGCAGCAGUGUUACUCCAGAAGCACCACCCGACCCACUGUCACAGCUGUAUCACACCUGUCCAGGUGCCACACCCGUGCAGGUGCUGCCAGUUUGUACAGUACUGCUCCAGGGCAUGUGAGGAACAGGCAUGGAAGGAAUACCACAGCCGCGAGUGCGAACACUGGCACCUGCUGCAGAUGGUUGACACCUUCGGACAGCUGAGUCUCCGUCUGCUACUGACUGCCGCCGCAAGAGGAGAGAAGAAACCCCCCAUUCCAGGAAUGGAAUCUUCUACCUCAGCUGACAACCCCUUGAAUCAGGAUCAACCUGAAAGCUGUGCAGAGAAUGUCAACCCCAACUCUGAAGAAGUCAAUGAAGUCCAAAUAGGUUCCCAAAGCACUUCUGAGCAAGAAAGUGACUUGUCCGUUCAAACCGAAAGUUUGCAGACUUCUACAGAGGAAGUUGAACUCCACGGAGGAAACUACAGUUCAGUCUACAGCCUGAUGCCCCACACAGAACACCACUCCGCGGAGCAACUGCUGACAUACACGAUGGUCGCAUGUCUCAUGUGUAAAUGUCUGGGGCACGAGCUGUGUGUGGAGGUGGUGGAGAGACUUGGGCUGGAAGGGGGUGACUGUGGAGGGGUGGCAGAGGGGGGGAGCCUGGAGGGGGGAGUCUCUGGAGGGAUGACAGAGAAGGAAGACUGUCUAGUGAAGAUGGCAGCACUUCUGUGUCAUCACUUGCAGCAGCUAAGGUGUAAUACCCAGGCCAUCUCUACCUUACAGGAGCAGGACUCGGUCUCAUUACUGGAGGAUAAGCAGGUUCGACUGGCCACCGCGGUGUUCCCCACAGAAGCAUUGUUGAACCACUCCUGCAGACCCAAUGUUUUUGUCAGCUUUCAGGGGAAGACUCUGAUUGUCCGCGCUGUAAGUCACAUUAAGGCAGGUGAAGAGUUGCUACACUGUUACGGGCCUCAUGCCGGCAGGAUGGGCAGAACAGAGAGACAGGCAGCCUUACUGGAACAGUACUACUUCUCCUGCAGCUGUGAUGCUUGCCAAGAAGAGGAAGACAACCCCGACACAGUAGACAUCUUCUCAGCCUACAAAUGUCCUUUUUGUAGUAACGCAGCCAAACUACAAGACCACAAGCUAACGUGUACAUCUACCACCUGUAACACUCAGGCAGACACAGACAACAUCAAGACAACAUCUGAGAAAAUACAGGACCUCUUUAUUCAGUCUUGUGCUCUUCUUGAGGAAGGUCAAGUACAAGAAGCGGUCUCAGGACUGAAACAAUGUCUCGUACUUCAGUGGAAGAUUCUUCACCCCAGCAAUAAGGACAUAGCGCGUACCCAUGAUGCAUUAGCGAGAUGCUACGCGACGACCGGGGACUGUAAGAAAAGCGUGGAACACCUGAAGAAAAGUCUGUCCGCUGUGGAGCUCCAGUUUGGCGCCUGUAGCGUAGAACUCGCACACGAGCUGCACAAGCUGGCACAGCUGCAGUUCAAUGGGCAGCAGGUUGCUGAAUGCUUGGACACCAUAGAGAGGGCCCUGUCCAUAUUUGGAUGCCACUAUGGAGACCACCAUCCUAAGACAAAAGAGCUGAAGGCAAUGAAGGAUUGCUUAAUAGAUGUGCUUGUUUAACCAUACAUGGUAGAACAAGGAAUCAGGGAUUUCAGACUUUUGGAAAGUGUUUGGGGUUUUUUCUGACCUUCAAGUUUACCCCAUUUCCUGUGUCUAACCUUUUCACAUCCUGUCAUUCUGUCAAAUCCCCACCCAUGUGCUGUCAACCUACACUUUCAAGAUUAACACACAAACUCAGCCACCCUAAAACAAUACUUCCAUACCCAUGAGUUAUAACAUCAUUCUCACAGAAACUUUUAACAUCAAGGCUAGCGCCAAAGAGUUAAAAGUCAUUCAGAGCAAAUAUUGUGUAGAUGUACAUGUAAGAUGGUUACUAGACGUACAAUUUGUAUGAUGCUACAAACUGAACUGAAGUAUCAUUAGUAGUGACAGAAAGAAUUCAAAAGCAAGCAUUCUGGUGUUUCUAUAGCUAGC
Branchiostoma belcheri (Belcher's lancelet) is the source of this 2940-nucleotide messenger RNA. Its product is annotated as SET and MYND domain-containing protein 4-like. Gene Ontology annotation, molecular function: protein binding. NCBI's taxonomy places the organism in Eukaryota, Metazoa, Chordata, Leptocardii, Amphioxiformes, Branchiostomatidae. Bases 82 to 2526 code for a protein of 814 amino acids. The transcript has 7 exons. The record is from RefSeq and is a predicted model, not a curated record.